Messenger RNA from Drosophila grimshawi, 614 nucleotides. It is a transcript of the gene Cpr65Ec, whose product is annotated as pupal cuticle protein Edg-78E. The coding region runs from base 84 to 464 and encodes 126 amino acids. The record is from RefSeq and is a predicted model, not a curated record. Gene Ontology annotation, cellular component: chitin-based extracellular matrix. Lineage: Eukaryota; Metazoa; Arthropoda; Insecta; Diptera; Drosophilidae. The transcript has 2 exons. Gene Ontology annotation, molecular function: structural constituent of chitin-based larval cuticle.
UUUGUAAAAAGCUGACUAUAAAUGGACUGGUACUCCAUUUCGGCAGUAUUCAUUCUCGCAUCGACUGCAAACCAAGAAGCACCAUGAAAUUCUUCAUCCUGACCGUUGCACUUCUGGCCGUUGCCCAGGCACGCCCCGACUCCUUUGAUGCCAACGCCGAGACGCGUGAAUUUAAGAGUGAUCUGCAGGAAGACGGCAGCUAUUCCUAUCAGUAUCAGACAUCCAAUGGCAUUGCACAACAGGAGCAGGGCGUCGGAGGACACUAUGCGAGCGGCUCAUCCGCCUACUACAGUCCUGAUGGUCAGCUGAUCCAGCUGACCUACACGGCCGAUGAGACUGGUUACCAUCCACAGGGCGCUCAUCUGCCCACACCGCCACCAAUUCCAGCAGCUAUCCUCAGAUCCUUGGAGUACAUUCGCACCCAUCCGCAGCAGGAGCAGCGUCAGGGAAAUCGCUUCUUCUAAGUUGUUAUACCUUGCAAAAACCAGUCAUAGUUGUUUGCAUUUUUAUUUUUAAAACAUUAACUUACACAUUCUGGAAGCUUCAAGCUACCAAACGAAUAAUAAUAAAACGUCGUACAAGCUAUUUUUGUAGCUUCUUGGAAAUAAAGAACU